CAAACAACUUUUCGGCGUAACUGCCGUCAUUUCCUUUAGUCAACUACUGAAGUUCCUGCUUGAAAAAGUAUCCAGGCGGCUAGCCACGUUUUUAAUGCGGGAUGUGUUGUUAGUUUUUUUUUUUUUUUUAUCCUUGUUACCAAUAAAGUAACAUUAGGAAGGGUGCAGUUGACUUCAUUAGUCGCUAACGUCUAGAAAGUUGUCGUAAAAGAGAAGCGGAUUCGUCGGGAGAAAAUGAGCGGUGGAUUCACCUUUGGGCAGCCCUCUUCGGGCUUUACCUUCGGGACGCCGAAGACCACAGCCUCGGCCCCCACCGCCACCGGCUUCGGGCUGACAACCUCCACUCCUGCUGCCACCGGAGGGGGCUUCACUUUCGGCUCAAACGCCCAGACCCAGAGCUCUACCAACCCCACCGCUGCUUUCAGCUUUGGCGCCCCAGGAAAGAGCACAACAGCUGGCGGGGGCUUCUCUUUUGGGACACCCACAACAACGUUUGGCCUGAAUGCGGCUCCUCAAACCACAGCAGCAGCAUCAGGGUUGACUUUAGGCUCCGCGGCAGCUCCAGCCGCGGGGUCAGGGUUCACUCUGGGUGGAGGUUUAUCUGCGCACACCACCGCCACUGCUCCUGCUGCAGGGGGCUUCACCUUUGGAGCUGCAUCUCAGGCUCAAACCCAACCUCCAGCUACAGCUACAGCUGCACCGGCAGCAACCACAGCCCCGAGUGGCCUCACAUUUGGUGGGUUCAGUUUUGGAGCUACCAAGGUACAGGUGACAUCAGCUGCAGCCUCCACCACCACCACCACCACCACCAGCACAGGUGGAGGCUUCAGCUUCAGCAGCGGUGCUCCUUCCAGCCUCGCCCAGCCAACCUCCACCACUGCUGCCCCUACAGCCCAGGGCGGAGGGUUUACCUUUGGAAUAAAACCAUCAUCAACCCCAGCUCCUCCUGCAUCCACCCAGGCUGCCCCAUCUUUGGGGCCUUCUCUCUUUGCUCAGCCUAUCACUACAGCUCCUGUCACUGCAGCAGGUACAGCCUUCACUUUGGGUGCUGCUCCAGCUUCAGCAGCAAGCACUUCUGCUGCGACGACCACAGCUGCUGGUGGAGGUUUGGCUUUUAUGCUCAAACCUCUGGGGUCAGCAACCACCACAGCUGCCCCAGCCUCUACUGCCACAGCUGCAGCUGCCACAACGGGUGCUGCUACAGGCUUUACACUGGGACUCAAACCUGCAUCCAGCACAAGCACCACAACAGCUGCUACGGCCACCACUACCACCACCACCAGCACAGCUCCUCCAGUGAUGACCUACGCCCAGCUAGAGGGGCUCAUUAACAAGUGGAGUCUUGAGCUGGAGGACCAGGAGAGACAUUUCUUACAGCAGGCCACUCAGGUGAAUGCCUGGGACCGCAUGCUGGUGGAGAACGGAGAGAAGAUCACAUCCCUGCAUAAGGAAAUGGAGAAGGUGAAGCUGGAUCAGAGGAGGCUGAACCAGGAGCUGGAUUUUAUCCUGUCCCAACAGAAGGAGCUGGAAGAUCUGCUCUGUCCCCUCGAAGAGUCGGUGAAAGAGCAAAGUGGAACCAUCUACAUGCAGAAUGCAGACGAGGAACGUGAAAGAACAUACAAGCUUGCUGAGAACGUGGACGCACAACUAAAGAGGAUGUCACAGGACCUGAAGGAGAUCAUUGAGCACCUGAACACAUCCAGCGGUCCAGCAGACACCAGUGAUCCACUUCAACAGAUCUGUAAAAUCCUCAACGCCCACAUGGAUUCACUUCAGUGGAUCGACCAGAAUUCGGUUCUCCUGCAGAGAAGGGUCGAGGAAGUGUCCAAACUGUGCGACACCCAGCGAAAGGAGCAGGAGAAAACCUUCCGAUUAACAUUUGACUGAUCUGCAGUAAAUAUGUUUGCUUAUGUGGUGACAUAAUGCUUAUUUGUUUUUUUUUUUUAACUCCAGUCAGAAGGAUUAGGAGUUAAGAUGGUGUGGAUUCACCUUCAUUUACAGUUUCUGUUUCCGUGCAGUUGUUCUGAGUUUUCUUACUUGCGUAAAGAUUGAUAUUUUCAAUGCAUUUGCCUGUAGACUAGUGGAGAUGAUCAUCUCUUUCUAUGUAAAUUGUUAUGCGUGGUCUAAAAAGUGUGAUUAAAUAAAUUUUUGGAAU
Archocentrus centrarchus (flier cichlid) is the source of this 2155-nucleotide messenger RNA. It is a transcript of the gene nup62l, whose product is annotated as nucleoporin 62 like. Gene Ontology annotation, biological process: protein import into nucleus; RNA export from nucleus. Gene Ontology annotation, cellular component: nuclear pore; nuclear pore central transport channel. The transcript is spliced from 3 exons. Gene Ontology annotation, molecular function: structural constituent of nuclear pore; phospholipid binding. Bases 235 to 1887 code for a protein of 550 amino acids. The record is from RefSeq and is a predicted model, not a curated record. Lineage: Eukaryota; Metazoa; Chordata; Actinopteri; Cichliformes; Cichlidae.